Molecule: messenger RNA, 2809 nt
Organism: Liolophura sinensis
Lineage: Eukaryota; Metazoa; Mollusca; Polyplacophora; Chitonida; Chitonidae
Product: RING finger protein nhl-1-like
Exons: 2
Coding region: 114-2561 (815 amino acids)
Biological process (GO): protein polyubiquitination; proteasome-mediated ubiquitin-dependent protein catabolic process
Molecular function (GO): ubiquitin protein ligase activity; protein binding
Source: RefSeq, a predicted model, not a curated record
AGAAAAAACAAGAGGACUUCGGCGACGAACUUGUGACGGCAUUUCUUCUACAAUUCUUAUUAAGCGAAGUAAACCUGGGACAAACCAUGCGCUCGGUCACGUGAGGUGUUGUCAUGGUGACUGCAGCAUCAAUCAUGACAGACCCUGCAGAACUGACAUAUUCGGCCGAGCAGAUUCAGCGCCUUUUGAGGUGUCCAGUUUGCUUAGACAGGUACCAGGAGCCUCGACUCCUACCAUGCCAGCACACCUUCUGUCUGAGGCCCUGUUUAGAGGGGUUGGCAGAUGCAGGUACCCGAACCCUUCGUUGUCCUGAGUGUAGAGCUGAGCACAGAUUGCCCAUGAGGGGUAUCUCAGCACUGCCCAAAAACUUGACUGUCAUUAGCUUCCUGGAGCUUCCUUCUCCAACCAAUGGAGUGAGUUCAUCAACACCCAGAGACCCAGGGCGCACCCCGAGGAACGAAGGCACUGUGGAGGCUCAUUGCGCUGGCUGCAGUCAACAUGGCCCUCUGACACUUUGCCCUCACUGUAAUGAUCAGAUUUGUGAUACCUGCUCCCGUUCACAUGCCUCACAGCUGCGCCAAGACAUUGCCAGACUUGUUGGUCAGAUUAGACGAGGACUGCCCAAGCUGUCGAAAAUGUUUUCUUUGACUAGCCAGAGAUCUGACCAGCUGAAGCAAAACUGUGAGGUUGUGUCAACGGCCAUUCAAGAUGCAAUAGAGGGCUUGAUCAGAGAGCUGAAAUCUCGCCAAGUAAUGCUGAAAAGUGAACUGAACACCUUUCUGCUUGGAGAGCAGCACUCACUCCGACUCAUUCAGGAGACCCUGGAGGUGGAGGCUGCCACUGUGGCAAGUUUUUGUGACCUGACUGAGUCGGUGCUGCAGUGUCCUCAGAAUGAAGUACCUAUUGGAGACUUGGUGCCAAUGCAGCAGCAGUGCACCGAGCACCUCCAGACAAUCCGUACCCAGAGCAGUGCCGGGGAUGGACUCAUGGCUGUCAGACAGCCUCGCUUUGUGUGCGACACGCAGGAAGCUUUGAACAUUAUAUCAAAUCUUGGUGAGCUCGUCGUCAAUACUGGGUCCAACCCGACCUCAUUUGGGAGAGGGAGUCUUCCGUCUUCGUCAGUGAGACAGACUGCCUUCAGUGAAACAUCUUCAACUCCUUUGCAGACCAGGUCAUCGAUCUUGUCCAUCAGAACAGAUUUUUCUCCCCACACAAGACAUGUGUCAAGGUACCUGCGCAGGCUACCUGUUGAGGAGAGGAAUGGACUGCAGGCUGCUCAAGCUGACCAGGGAGGGGAGCUGAAUAGGAGAAACCCCAGGGAUCGUAACAAUUCUGAGAGAAUGGCUGGCUUGAUUACUGGGGACCCAAACCCUAGCAGGUCUCGUCGCACUUGGAAUGUCAACAACCGCAUCAGGCCGUUAGAGAUGGUGGCUUCGGAGAGGUCAAAUAGCAGGGCGGAGAGCACACCUGAGCAGUCGUCAGAGACGAAUUCUGAUGCUCCCACCCAGCCCAGUGGAAAUAUUGAUGAACCAAGGAGCAGACAGACAGAUAUUCCACGUGUUAUCCGGCGCCCUAUCCCAGCCCCAGUGCGCUUUGAUAUAGACAUUAACGAAAACCUUGAAGACCUUGCAGAUGACCUUGAAAACACUAUGACAUUUCGGUACAGCACAGGUGACAGCAGCUUAGUGUCCACACCCAGGAACAACUACCAGCAAAAAGGCCGAUCCAUUUUGAGAUUCGGUGAGAGAGGAAACGGACAGAACCAAUUCACCUGGCCCAGGGGCGUGGCAGUUCACACAGUGACAAAUGACAUUCUGGUGGCUGACAGCAGCAAUCAUAGAAUACAGGUGUUUGAUGAUUGUGGACGCUUCGUACGAACCAUUGGCUCAUAUGGUCAGCGGGAGGGCGAGAUCGACUGUCUGGCGGGGAUCACAGUAAACUCGGCUGGUGACAUCAUCAUCGCUGACCGAUACAACCAACGUGUGCAGGUUUUUGACUCAAAUGGUCAGUUCAAGUCUACGUUUGGUGCAGAAGGUUCAGAAGAUAGUGAAUUAAACUACCCUUGGGGUGUGGCAUGUGACCAGCAAGGUAACAUCUACGUCUGCGACAAGGAGAACCAUCGGGUGCAAGUCUUUAGGGCAGAUGGAACCUUCCUGCGCAAGUUUGGACAAUUGGGAAGCCGACCGGGACAGUUCGAAAACCCCAGUUACAUUGCUGUGAACCAUAAUGGUAAAGUUUAUGUGACAGACAGCAAUAACCAUCGUGUACAGGUGUUCGAUGAAAACGGUGCCUACUUGUUCAUGUUUGGGGUUCAGGGGACGCAAAGGGGGCAAGUGAAGUACCCCAAAGGGAUUGCAAUAGAUGAACAAGGGUUUGUGCUCGUGGCAGAUAGUGGCAACAACAGAGUGCAAGUCUUCAGACAAGAUGGCCGAUUUUAUUGUAUGUUUGGAUCUUGGGGUAGUGAAAAUGGCCAGUUUAAAGGUCUGGAAGGUGUUGCUAUUAUGCCGAAUGGAAAUGUGGUUGUGAGUGACAGAGAAAAUCACAGGAUCCAAGUCUUCUAGCUCAUUAUAGCGCACAGCUGAUGUGAAGUGGUUCCCACAGUAUAAACAUGUACUGUAUUCAUUAUUUGGAGAGGGCAGACAUACAUGUUCAAAGAUUAGGCAUAUAUGGUGGGUUGCCAUUGUACAUUCAUUGCACCUGCCAUAUGUGUGUUCAUAGUUUAAAUGUGGAUUAUGCUGCUUUGCAGACAUGCAUACACAUUUGUGUGCUAUAUUGCUCAAUUUCUUAUUGUGAAAACCUUAUAUAAUAU